Molecule: messenger RNA, 2451 nt
Organism: Exaiptasia diaphana
Lineage: Eukaryota; Metazoa; Cnidaria; Anthozoa; Actiniaria; Aiptasiidae
Product: adrenocorticotropic hormone receptor-like
Exons: 1
Coding region: 31-1086 (351 amino acids)
Biological process (GO): G protein-coupled receptor signaling pathway
Cellular component (GO): membrane
Molecular function (GO): G protein-coupled receptor activity
Source: RefSeq, a predicted model, not a curated record
ACAAAAGUGUCGAUCACAUCGCUAUCCAUUAUGCUGUUUGGCCCUAGUCACUGCGCGGGAGUCCGGGCUCCACAAGAUGUAUCUUAUACCAACAUGAUUUUAUCAGCGAUCUUUAUGACUUUAACAGUCCCAGCCAAUUUACUGGUGAUCAUUGCUGUUCUUAAAGAUCCCUUCAAAGAUCUGAAGAAACCUUUCACCCUGCUUAUUCUCAACUUAGCUAUCACGGACUUAAUUGUCGGGGCCUUGGUCGAGCCGCUGUCGGUUUAUAUACAUUCCCAGGAAGCACAAGGGCUACCUAUCAACAUGGCGUGGCUUUCUCAGACGGCUUAUUUUCUGUGCUGCACUGCAUCCCUGCUCAGCCUUGCGGCCUUGACAGUAGAUCGAUAUCUCGCUAUCGCUAACGCAGUAUGGUACCGUGCGAACGUGAGUAACACGCGCGUGCUGGUCGCUUCCAUUGUUGUGUGGUUGAUGUCCAUUUGUUGUACGUCAAUCUUCUUCGUGGUUGGGUUUAUCUCCUACGCGUUCGUUUUUGCCAACAUCGCAAUUCUUUCAACUUUACUGAUUUUCGUCUUUACGUACGUGCAAGUCUUYAAGACUCUCAAACAACAGCUGAAGGAAAUCACUAAUAUGCAUGGAAACGCAAACGAGAUGCWACGUGCGCAGAAAAGAUCCAUGAUGUGGGAAAGACGCGUUACGCAAGCGUACCURAUUGUUUUGGCGGUUUUCUUAGCGUGUUACGUCCCGUCCUGCCUUAUGAUCUACCUUAUGAACUUGUGCUCUUCCUGUACCUGUGACCAGAUCCAUUGGUUCAGGGACUUGCAGUUCAUACUGGUCACCAUCAACUCACUCCUCAAUCCGUACAUCUACGCUUUCCGACUGAAGAAUCUGCGCCUUGCCGUAAUGAGUGUUAUUACUUCCUCGAGAUGCUGCAGAAGUAAUGUWAUACGUGAUGGAAGUGCCGUGGUCGCUCCAUCUCGAAACCAAGCCACGACAUCGACAUCAGAGGGCCAAUCAAAGAUCCCUACUAACAACCUAAACRUGGAAGCGAAUCGUCCAGAGUCACCGGAGUUUUCUACCAAUGCGUAAACAUACCAUGCACAUAUAUAUUUAAUCCAAGAAUAAGUUUCUAUAGCUAUUUGUAAAUAUCUAGAAGGAAUAGGUUAUUUUCAUUAUAGCYCCAAAGUACGGGCAGAGUUAAUGUGCACUUCUUUUACGACUGCAAACCAAGAGAGAAUAGACCACUCCCGCAUUCGCUUGGAUGAACAAGGAACAAUGRCUUCAUUUCGAGGCURGAGUUUUACCUUUUGUCCAGCCUCGAAAGGAGUGAUUGUUUUGUGUUCAUCCAAGCGAAUGCGGGAUUGSUCUAUUAUUCAAAGGUUUCYACAUGAUACUAUAUGUUCAUAAGGCAAAAGACAAUAGAAAUCAUAACCAGGGUCUGAUUGGGGUUAACCGACUAGCGACAAAUGGACRAAAUAACAACAGACUACCGACAACAUAUUUACUGACUGGCGACAUUUUCCUAAAAAUAGAUAUUUUUAGGCAAUAUUCAAAGAAAUAAGCUUCUACAUUCGAAGUUUUCCGCGGAAAAAUAAAUUUUGCUUCGGAUUGGCUUCUUGAAGUUUUGAUUAGCCACUAACAUCCAAUCGACCAAUCAAGACUCAAGGAUACAACUGUUGGCAUCUUAGAAAGGAUUCUGUUGACAUAACGUACUGUAUUAGAUUUUUUCAAACUUAAUAUUUAUCAACGUUUUUAACUAACCGACUACCGACAAAUGCUUGAAAUUUUAACUGACAACCGACAUUUAGACCCCCCCAUUCAGACCCUGCAUAACCCAUGAAGCCCAUGAAGAUGUAAAUCCACAGAUCGCCCGCUCAUAUUGUACAUAUUACUUACAGAUCGCCAUCUGAUCAUAUUGUAUAUAUUACUUACAGAUCGCCCGCUCAUAUUGUAUAUAUUACCUAACAGCUUUUUUGUUAACAGUGCAGUGAGGAUUCCAGAGUCAAACGAAAAUAUACCUUUUGAUUAUUAUGAUUCUUAAAUUUUUUUGACUCUGAUUUCUACCCCGCGUUUUGUCCUGGAUACUUUAUGCUUUCCAUCACUCGUUCUUGUAAAUAUCAAGUGUCCUAACAUCCAUAUAUUAACCUCUACUUUCAAGAAUAUACAUACUAGGUAAUUUUUGGAUUGUACAGUUUAUGUUAUUGGUACGGUAUUAUUAUUAUGCAACGAACACACGGAAUCCUUAAAAUUAAAGGYCAGUUUUGCAAUUUUGAGAGUAAGRCACUGUSACACGGUACAAGUUUGUUCUUUGCAAACUGUAUCACUAUAGCUCUGGGAGAAUUCACAUGCGAUCGUAGAGUGCGCAUCCCAAGAAAUUCUAAGAAAUCUGUUCUAGAGGCGAGAAUAAAACACUGUAUUGCGAAUAGUGAAAAAAGAAGAAAAAAAAMCCUUGGU